Linum trigynum is the source of this 3310-nucleotide messenger RNA. The record is from the annotation of a GenBank genome assembly. NCBI's taxonomy places the organism in Eukaryota, Viridiplantae, Streptophyta, Magnoliopsida, Malpighiales, Linaceae.
UAAGUGCUUAUGCAUAUAUAGAAUUAUUAGGGGAGGCAUUUUAGUGUGUUUUAUAGUAUUGGUGCUUUAAAAUAUUUACAGUCAUUAGAUCAUGUUCAAACUAUAUCAGUCAUUAGAUUUUAUUAAAUUAUUAAUAUAUUAUUUUAUUUGUAUAUGGACAACCGGUACAACCGGGAAUUCUCUUAUCCUUCUCCUCUCCACGCAGAUCCGAAACCUUCUUCUCACCGCCGAUCUCGUCGUCGCCAUUCUUCCUUCGAUCCUCUUCCUUCGAUCUUGUCGCCGUCAUUACCUCUCCCUAUUCGAAUGCUGCUAGCCAGAUUCUGACGACGACAGUGAAGGCGACAAGCAGGGGGUGACGACGAGAAGAAGAAGCUCGUUGAUUGCAGCAUCUCUUUGACUGCGGCUAGCCGGAUUCCAACGACGACAGUGAAGGCGGCGAGCAGGGGACGACGAGGCGAGCAUCUCUACAUCGAUUGUGUUUCAUGGAAAAGGGGAUUGCAGCACCUCGUCUCCUCCAUUACCUCUCCCUAUUCACCUGCACAGAACCCCCUCUUCGCAUCGAUAGCAAACGAAGAACGCUGACCUACCUCCUCCACCGCAACAUUUUCCGGUUAGUAUGCCUAUUAGUUCUACAAUUUUAUUCGAUUUUCCAGUUAGUAUGGCUAUCAGUUUAGGGAUUAUAUUGGGAUGUUCUAGAUUUACAAAUUUCGGUAGGGGGAUUGAAAUUCCAUGCUCGUUUUAGGUUUAUGAGUUUAAUUGGUCAUGUCCUUUUACCAGGUUGAUGUCCUUGUACUAUCUUCUCUGUGUUUAGCUUGACUAAUCACUGAUCCAUUCCAAUUCAAAAAUGACGAAUCAGUCAUCCAGUCCAUGUAAGUGGCAGAACUUCUGAUCCCCUUGAUAGACAUUUGAUUUCUGACAUGGGUUAAAGUUAGAUUGUGUAAAUAACUUGUUGUUUUUCAUGAUCUGUGUUAGCUUUAUCCACUCUCUCAAUUCCAUGCUUUUAUUUCCAAUUCCACGAAAUGGAUCAAUAGAUUGCUUUGUGGGAAAUGAUUUCUCCCUGUAGUUUACUAUUGGUGGUACUUCAGUUUAGUAAAACCGUUCACGUUUGGUCACUCUCCGUCAAAUUCUGUUAACUUUUGCUUAUGUGGCGGUCAACUCUAAAAUUUGACCGUCAAAUGUGUGAUGUGACAAUUUAAAAUUAAUAAAAUUAAAUUUUUUGAAAUUACUAUCUCAUUUACACCUCAUUAUCACUUUUAUUUAAAAUAAAAAACCCUAAUUUCUUUUAAUCCCCAAUACCCACCUCUCUCACAACACCCGCCACUGGGAAUCACUCUCCCCAACGAGCUCCACUUCAUCCCGGCGGCCGCAUCUCAAGGUCAGGCUUAGAGCUCAAUGCAUGUUCCCAUGCCAAGGUAAUUGCUACCCAUUUCAGUUCAAAUUAGGGUUUCUUCGUAAUGAGAUGAAAGUUUUUGAAUUUAUCAAUUGAAUUGAAAGACUGGCAGAUGGCAGUGCGGCAGCAGGUGGAGUAGUGCGAGAUAGCGUGGGAAGGUUCAUACAGGCUUAUGCAGCUAAUCUUGGGGGGUGGAUCGAUAACCCAUGUCGAGCUCGCAGGAAUAAUGCACGGGCUGAGGAUCACUUGCGAAGCAGGAUUUCACCAUGUUGUGGUUCAGACGGAUUCAACGACAGGCAUUGAUCUUAUCCGGCCGGCUCCAGAGAGACAUCCGCAUAGCACUUUGGUCUCAGAGAUUCGUCGCUGGCUGGGAAAAGAUUGGGAGGUGCAGGUCGUGCAUGUUUUCCGAGACGGUAAUUUUGUUGCGGACUAUUUAGCCUCUUUGGGCCACUCGUUGCCAAGGGGCGUCCACAGGUUCGUUAAUCCGAGCGCUACGCUCAGAUAUUGGCUGUACUUUGAUGCCAUUGGGGUUCAAACCCCUCGUUUUAUUAAUGAACAAGGGUUAGGGUGCCCCUUGCACCCUGUUCCUCACCAAAAAAAAAAAGACUAGCCUGCGCGCAGAUGGUGAUGACGACGUCGACGGGUGGUCGAAUGACGUGGUGGAAACAAACUUAGGGGUCGUUUGGAUUUGAGGUUUUAAUAACGAGGGAUUUCAAUUAAAAUCUCUCGUUUAGAAAACCAGGUUAUUUAAUUGUAGGAUUUACAAGAAAUAUCCUGUUUGGUUAUGGAUCCAGAAUUUUAAUUUAAAAGUUGAAGUUCAGUUUUGCUCUUCUUCUUCCUAUCUUCCUCCGCUCCUCCUUCAUCGUCGACGCUAUACAACCUUACCCAAACCCAGAAAAUACGAGGUUCCCUUCACUCAUCUUCAGCCACCGCCACCAAAUCUCAAACCCAAAACCCACCAGUCAAGACCCAAAUCACCACUGAUCGGAGAGGUUGCAUGUCCCGGAAGAGAGUUGGGUUCAUCGACGAGGUUUGUGAGGAAUAGUGUGGUCGGCGGUUUCGAUUCCUCUUCUGAUUCGCAGCUCCCAGAUUACAAAUUGACGAACAAGAACCAAUAACCCUACAACUUUAAUCGACGAACAAGAACCCUCCUUCGAUCUCUUCUUUUCACGGGAAAAAAAUAAACAACCAGACAGAUCUGAAAUCGAUUUUUCGGGCAUCCUCAUGAACAACCGGCGCCCUCAUUAGUAUUCAGCGUCCGGAGCCAUCGGCGCCCUCGCCAAUAUUCAGCACCCUCGCCCGUCGCCUGUAUCCUCAUGAACUCCGGCGUCUUCGAAUCUCCGACAUUCUCGCAAGAUCGCCGACGUCCUCGCAAGAUCGCCGACCUCGGUCGUGUCGAUUUUCUCCCGCACAAGCGCCUGCUGCUAUCUUCUCUUAUGGCAAUGCGAUUGGAAGGGGUCAGGAGGGAGAAGAAGAUGAUGUCGGCUCUCUUAAGGGGGGAUGAGGGGAUUGGUCGGAGAAAAGAAGGAAGAAUAAGAUGGAAUAAGAAGUUGGAACGUAGGUGAAGCUGAUCUGAGAAGAGAAAUAACAUGGAAUGGAGGAGGGUAGGCCAUGAAUGUCAAAGUGGAUCGACAAGGUUUAGAGGAAAUCAUCAUCAUCAAGUUCAGUUUAAUGUCAAUGUGUGUUUAGACUUUAGUUUGAAUUAAUGUCUUUAUCUUUGUAGUCUCCAAAUGCUAGCUUGCACAUGUUGUCUUGUAGUGCAAAGCUUUUGCCUAUUUAAACCCAAGUAUGAAUGAGAAACACCCAAGGCUUAGGGUUUCAUUUCCCCCAACUCAUCUUUGUUGUUAUGGUAUCAGAGCCUCUAGAUCCAAGAGAACCAUAAAAACCUUCUACUCACAAAAAUAAGGACUAUGUCCAAGA